Molecule: messenger RNA, 2277 nt
Organism: Hyaloperonospora brassicae
Lineage: Eukaryota; Oomycota; Peronosporomycetes; Peronosporales; Peronosporaceae
Source: the annotation of a GenBank genome assembly
AUGGCGCCAAGUCGACCGGACUUUGUGAGCUCGUUCUUGUUGAAGGAGCUGCUACUGGCGCUCGGCGCGCGUGUCCCCAUGUGCGAUGGGGACCGUUGCAGUGCGGGCAAUGACGUCGAAAGCUUGAGCGAAGACACGGAGUCGUCCAGUGCUCUACCGCCUGCACACCCGACUGCUCCGUCGCGUGUCGUGCUCGUUCGUCGUACAAAGAGCUCCCAACAGCUCGUGACGCUCGUGGACCGUGAAUUUGACAUUGAGGCGUUCAUUCCAAGACAUUUGAGCCAGUGGCUGCAGCAAGAUCGGGGCUAUGAAACGAUCGGGCGGCUGCGGGGGAGCGUCGUUCGAGUGACGAAGUACCACUUUGCAACGUGGACGCGCUGCUUGGCCAGUGACAAGCAGACGACACUGUCGUCGUUGGCGUUAUCCGUAUCUGCACCUUUUGUCACUCGAGCUCCAGUGUAUCUCUAUGUGGACGCUCUGGCUAUUGUGGACGAUAACGAGUUGGCUGUCAAGCCGCUGCCGCGGGUGUAUACGCACCCGUUGGUGGCGGAGCAAUUACAGACGCUCAGUGAUGACGAGCUGGAGAAACAGUUAAUGAUACAUCAAGGGUUGCCAUCGUUGCAGGUAGCUGCUGUCGAUGACCGGUUUACAGAUGACCACCCAUUGCUGGAGGAAGACUGUGUGAUACCUAAGGAGCAGGAGCUCGAGCUGGAAGAGCGAGACGAGUGGGGACCACCCGUCGCCGUCGUGCAACCACCGACGGACUCAGAACUGAUUGAAGAGAACGGGCUGGUGCCGAUGGCCGACUCCCAAGUGGGGCAUCAGAUGGACCAGUUGCAUCCGACGCCCGAGACAAAGGCUUUGUCGACAAAUGUGUCGGUAGCGUCGAGAUGCCAAGAGCAAAACGAACAUGGAGGACUGGAUGCAGCCUCUCAGCUUGAUGGCGAGCGAUACCCGUUCCAACAAGAGAAUGUUCGAGAAACGUUUGUAGUCGACAGUGACUCGGAAAGCAAUGGCACCGGAGAUGAAAAUGACGUCGCUACACCAACGACAUCGGUGCAUAGUAUGCCUGAUUCUCAUGAACAGCUUGAUUCUGGCCGGAAACAUUCUGCUGCUCUUUCUGACCCAUCGUUGACAACUUCGGAGACGACCCCAGACCCAUGGGAGAUUCUCGACCCCACCGGUGUCUCGCGUGAAAGAGCCCCGAUACCGUCCCUUAGCUUGGAGGAGAAGACAGUGCCGGAGCAAGAAUCCACGACGGCAUGUUGCGAUGUGAUUGCAGAAGUAGGCGGACGCGCUUCACCGCGCCCAUCACCCCACUCGUCACCGGCGAAGAGCCACGAUUCGAUUGGAAAACAAACACCAUCAGCAAGCUGGGCCACAAGUUUGCUUCGUAUGGUUGGCCUGAGGACUUCAUCUGCCAUAGCUUCCCCGUCAACGCUUUCUUCUUCUGACGACGAGAUCGGAACCUUGGUUGAAUGUGAUCAGAGUGACGCGCAGAGUCAGGAGAUCGUGGAAUUCGAGCCAGCUGAACCGGACGUCCCGCUUGAAUCUCAGGCGACGGUGAUCCUGCCGUAUGGUGCUGAUAAUGACGACAAUAUUCAUGCUUUUGAGUACGAAGGCUUGUUGUCAGAUGGUGUGAUUUCUCAUCGACCUGUGGUACUCAGGAGAGAUCACCGUCCUGUGGUAGGGAAAGUAGACGAAACAAACGAGCAGCGUGACACUGGAAAUGGGGCUGAAGGUGCAGUUACUUCACCGAGAGGUCUGGCAUCGAAGAAAGAUACUGCUAUCGUAGACUUGGGACCUCCUCCAUCUGCACAAACCGUGACGCCAAGGACGGUGAUACAACCCGAGCCAGCCGUUCCACUUUCUCCGACGGUGUUGCCUCGAUUGGAAGAAACUAUAGAACAUCAAGAGCGUCACGCCAGUCGCUGUACUUUACCUUCUCGCUCGGAAGACCCCAAUGUUGUAACCGGUGCUGCAGGGCAACUCGAGCCUGUCAAGAGUCCGACACAACUAGACGUUGCAGUCGCAGUCAAAUCUAGCUCGAGCCGAGAAAGCCGUGCUGGAGCUACGGCUGCAACGUCUCAUGGUUACAAGCGACGUCAGCAAAAGGAGAUCAGCUUUUCCCCGAAAGGACGUCCAGUGUCGCAGCUGAAAAUGCAAAAGGAUGACGAGUCUUCGUCUCGGAUGCAAAAGCGUCGUCGACGAAACGUUCUUUUGACGCGCACGCAUCACGGUCCGAGUCUCGUCAGUUUGAGCAACCAUACGUCGUAG